AUGAACACUCUCUUCCCCCACGCCGCCUACGAGGAAGACCAGCGCUACGCCCGCACAAUUCUAACCCUCCACGUCCUAUCUCGCGGUUUCACAACCGGUGCCACAAUCUCUCUCCUCACGGCCACCGCCUCAACCCUCCUCUCCCAGCCCCGCACAUGGGCGACUUUCGGACGUAAAGCCCUCAUCAGCUCCUCCCGCGGCGCCAUAAUCGGCCUCCUGGCCUCCGACCUCGCCCUCACGGCCCGCAUGUGGGGCCGCGAGGAGAUAGAAUGGCAGAGCCGCGCGUGGCGGCUGCAGGAGAAUAGGGGCCAGAGCGAGGCGGACAAGUGGGUUACUGCGAGCGAGGUACUGGGCGUUGCGGCGGUGGUGGUGGCGGCGAGGACGGGGAGGUUACCGGCGGGGCUGGGGAGUAAGAGGGUGCCGGCGAUGGCGACGGCGGUGGUGGGGGCCGCGGGGUUGGGGAGUGUGGUUGGGACGGCGGAGUAUGUGGUCUGGAGGCAUGGGAUUAAGAGGGGGAAGUGGCCGGAGGUGGCGGAGAGUGUGAAGACGGGCGUCGAGAGCGCGGAGAAGGGGAUGGGGGUUAAGUCGACUUCGUGA
Molecule: messenger RNA, 597 nt
Organism: Coniosporium apollinis CBS 100218
Lineage: Eukaryota; Fungi; Ascomycota; Dothideomycetes
Exons: 1
Coding region: 1-597 (198 amino acids)
Source: RefSeq, a predicted model, not a curated record